CGUUGAUCUUGUAAUAUUUACUGGUAAUCCAUUAAUAGAGCAAAAUAUAUUCAUUUUUAUUUACUAAAAGCAAUUUAAACGGCUUUUAUGAUUUGAUAUUCGAACAUUCAAGUCCAGCAAUACGAAAUCACGAAAUAGAGAGAACUUGUUCUUCUUUCUCGUGAAUUAAGGAAGUUCCGGUUAUAAUUCAUAAGUAUCCUUGCUAUAAUGUCAAACGAACAUUUAACUGCUAAUGAUGAGCUUUCGAAACUCAAAUACUUAAAUAUAGCAGCCGACGAAGCCUCUGAAGAAAGAUUGUCUCCUACUCGGCUUCGAGUUGGCACUUCUAAAACAGAUGAUAUUUAUCGACAAAAGCGACAAACAAAACAUAUUAUGUCAAAAAAUGAAGUAUUUCUAAAUCCGAAAUAUUUCGAUAAUGAAGAUUAUGACCCUCAGACUUAUUUAAACGAUAUAUUGCAUGAUGCCACAGAAGAGGAAUUUGUUUCCUUGUAUAACAAACUGUUACGUAUCCACAUGGGAGUCCGAAAGAAUUUGGAGAAGAACUUUUAUAAAAAUCUCAACGAGUACGUCUUUAUUUCCAGUGAAGUAAACAAUUUAAGCCAAGAUUUGGACCGGUUCAAAUCGCUAUUAGGUGUCUUGGAGGAAAACAUCGAAGGACUAAAUUUAGUCGAGCUUUCACAAAACACUUCUGACGAUAAUCUAAAACGAUCAAUGCGCCGAUUGGAAAAUACCAUUGAUGGUGUAAACAGAAAUUUUUGGAAGAGUCCGAAUAGAAGCCUAAUUACAAAACAAGAUCGUUGGACACUCAUUAAUACUAGAAAUCAAAGAGUUCGUUUGAUUGUCAAUCUUUACUUAUUUAAUGACUGCAUCCUUGUUACCUCUUCGCAUUCUUUGGAUAAAGAAAAGAGAAUCAAAGAACAGACGCUUUAUCAAUGGAACCUUAUUGAUUUUACAAUUCUUCCAAUUGAAACUCCUGAACAAGCGGAUGAUGAUGCGAUAUCCAACUUAGAGAAAGACUCGAAUUUAUCCUACGCUUCAGUAUUAUGUGAUAGAAGCAUUUUUGUACUGGGAAAUAGUAAUCUUGAAGAACGAGACUUCUUUAUCCGUCAAUCUAGACAAUACCAGUCUCAACAGCUGCUCGAACAUGCUCAAAAACGUGUAGGUGAUACACAGUUAAGAAUGGAGCUUGAACAUUUCGUCAGAAGUGAGCAGGCAAGCUUAUCGUCAUACACGUCUUUUCAGUUGCUUUGUAAAACUAUUGAUUCUCCGUUACUUCUACAGUCUUAUGCUCUAAGAAGAGAAGUUUUGCUAAAUCUUUUUGAACAAUUUAAUCAAUUAGAUAAUUUUAUUUCUCUGCGUCAGUAUUCGGAUGCUAUACGCAUACUAAAUUUACUGAGAAACCGCUUACAAAGCGAAAGGAUCCAACAAUUACUAACGGAUUUUUUAUUGGAUAAACUAGAGUAUAAGACGGAAAGGCUGAAAGAGCUAUUCUUACAUCAAAUUGGAUUCCCCGGGAUUAGCGUUACGCAAGGAAAACAGUUAGUUAGAUAUUUACGAUCCAUUGGUUUUGAAAAUGAUGCGCGGAAACAGUUCUUUGAUUCUCGUGAAGAACAGCUCAAACAGAAAUAUUAUAAUGUACAAUGGGAAAAGGAUAUAUCAAACUUAGUUACCACCAGCUCUUUUAUUGCCUUUCGGUAUUUGGCUCACAUUACGCGUUUGUAUACUCAAAUGUUUGAGGUCAAGAAACCAGAUUCACUUUAUCGAAACUGGUUGUACCGUCAGAUUGAAAGUUUGGUUUUCUUCAUUGAAAACCAGUACAAAGGAUUUCCUCGUGAUAAAUCAUAUGCUGAAACGGUAUCAAAAGUUAUGAUGUAUAGUACAGAAUUAAAGAACAUGAAGCUGGAGAUAACCCCAAUUCUUCAGCGACUUUUGUAAAUAAAAUUAUAAAUGGCAUGGCUACUAUUUACAUGCAUCCUAUCUUUUAUUGAUAUAAUGAGAAUAUAGUUUUAUUGACAAUUAAGAGUUUACUCCACAGUAGGGGUGCUUUCCUUAGCUUGCAUAGCUCUUAAAAGAUUCAUGAUGGGUUCAGGAACGGUACGCUCGUAAAUGGAAAACAAUUCAACUGGUUGAGGGUAUACUUUAAGAGCAGCAUAAAAGCAAGCAGCAGAUUCCUUGAUAUUGUCGGGUUCUAUAAUUGUUAGAAAAAAGAUCAUAGAAGCAAUAAUUCAUACGUUGUUGGAAGAGUUGUUCACCACGGGCAACUUGCUGCAUAAAGAAGAGCUCUUUUUCUUCAGCGCUACUAGGGGUAGGUGUAGACUUGACGAUCUCGAGAGCAUCUUCGAUAACUUCAUCAAAUUUCUUGACAGCAAUCUGUUCUUCUUGCUUCUUAGCUUCGUGCACCUUUUUGUAAUGACGCUCUAAAAACCGUUUCGUUAGCGAACAGAAAGAAUAUACAGCGGAUGACAUUAUUAUAUAUUGUGGACAUACUCAAUGUUUUGCGGAAAGUAGGGUCGUUGCGACGCUUGUAGUCAAAAUAAAUGCCAUAACCUGAGAGAUAUUAGCAAACAUGUUCAUGCACAAGAAAGGAAGCCAGCUCGGAAACCCGCAUUCGAUCGAUCAGCUUUCCAUGCACGCAAAAUCAGUUAUUUUUGUUUCAUUUCUUUAAAAUCCUUUCAAAAGAGAGCACCAGUCAUAAAAUGUACUAUUC
Messenger RNA from Schizosaccharomyces cryophilus OY26, 2707 nucleotides. Its product is annotated as exocyst complex subunit Exo84. Lineage: Eukaryota; Fungi; Ascomycota; Schizosaccharomycetes; Schizosaccharomycetales; Schizosaccharomycetaceae. The record is from RefSeq and is a predicted model, not a curated record. The transcript is spliced from 4 exons. Gene Ontology annotation, cellular component: exocyst. Gene Ontology annotation, biological process: Golgi to plasma membrane transport; exocytosis; intracellular protein localization. Bases 208 to 1935 code for a protein of 575 amino acids.